Molecule: messenger RNA, 1221 nt
Organism: Procambarus clarkii (red swamp crayfish)
Lineage: Eukaryota; Metazoa; Arthropoda; Malacostraca; Decapoda; Cambaridae
Source: RefSeq, a predicted model, not a curated record
AUGCCGAGAUUACAACUAUGCUACACACGAGAAUACAUGGGACAUAAACCACACUUUCGGUACUACCUUCUACUUAUCUGUACUAUCAGGGACUUCAACCACCCUCCUGGAACUACCAACCACCUACCUGCACUAUCAGGGACACCAACCGUCCUCCAGGAACUACCACCCCCCUACCUGCACUACCAGGGACACCAACCAUCCUCCAGGAACUACCACCCACCUACCUGCACUACCAGGGAUACCAACCAUCUUCCAGGAACUACCACCCACCUACCUGCCCUACCAGGGACACCAACCAUCCUCCAGAAACUACCACCCACUUACCUCCACUACCAGGGACACCAACCAUUCUGUAGGAACUACCACCCACCUACCUGCCCUACCAGGGACACCAACCAUCCUCCAGGAACUACCACCCACCUACCUGCCCUACCAGGGACACCAACCAUCCUCCAGAAACUACUACCCACUUACCUACACUACCAGGGACACCAACCCUCCUCCAGAAACUACCACCCACUUACCUGCACUACCAGGGACACCAACCAUCCUCCAGAAACUACCACCCACUUACCUGCACUACCAGAGACACCAACCAUCCUCCAGGAACUACCACCCACCUACCUGCCCUACCAGGGACACCAACCAUCCUCCAGAAACUACCACCCACUUACCUCCACUACCAGGGACACCAACCAUCCUGUAGGAACUACCACCCACCUACCUGCCCUACCAGGGACACCAACCAUCCUCCAGAAACUACCACCCACUUACCUGCACUACCAGGGACACCAACCCUCCUCCAGGAACUACCACCCACCUUCCUGCACUACCAGUGAUACCAACCAUCCUCCAGGAACUACCACCCACUUACCUGCACUACCAGGGACACCAACCAUCCUCCAGGAACUACCACCCAUUAACCGGCACUACCAGGGACACCAACCAUCCUCCAGGAACUACCACCCACCUACCUGCAGUACUCGGGACACCAACCAUCCACCAGGAACUACCACCCACUUACCUGCACUACCAGGGACACCAACCAUCCUCCAGGAACUACCACCCACCUACCUGCACUACCAGGGACACCAACCAUCCUCCGGGAACAACCACCCACCUACCUGCACUACUCGGGACACCAACCAUCCUCCAGGAACUACCACCCACUUACCGGCACUACCAGGGACGCCAACCAUCCUCCGGGAACUACCUUGA